UUUUUUUCCCCAAAUCGGAUUGCACGCUUUUGCAGAUUAUGCGUGUCGAUUUUUGUUAUGAUAAUGUAGGUGUUUUUUCUUGCUGCUGUUUGAUACAUAUUUGUCCCAGUAGGCAAAAUAAUGUGGUUAAAUUGUGCAAUUAACCAAUCUAUAUGUCCAUUUAUAUUCCCAACUUGGCAGAUGACAUGCAUGUAUUUUCCCCCAAUCUGCAGGUUAUUCUCAUUGUGGUCUAUGUACAUCUCAGGUUUUGUUUGGGAGAAUAUUACUUUGUAAGACCGUCAGAGAGUGAAUAAUGGACCUUUGAUUCCUCUGUUUUUUUUUGAGUGACUGAACCAUCCAUGUCAUGUUUUUAUGGUAACUGUUUUCUUUUAUACGACAUUUGUUUAUAUGACAUUGUGGCCUGUAGGACAGACUAUUAGGAAGCUCCUUCAAACAGGUCGCACUAAAGUUUUGGAUGUUGUGUGGCUAAUUAAUUGUUAUGUUUGGCAUAAAACCGAUAAAUAGUCAAUAUUGAGUUGAGUGAUAGCAUCAUGCACCUCCUGCUUUGUUGAACAGCCAGUGCUUUUUCUUCUUGUAUCACAUCUUAUUAGUUUUCAUGUUUAGUUAAUUGAGUUGUGGAGAUGGAUUGCUACUUUCUAAAAUAACUUGACCUUCCUCUUCUCCCUUGAUUUGUCUUGUUUUUAGAACUGAUGUUUCUAUCCAGUCUCUUACUCUGGUCCUACCACAAUAUAUGCCACACUUGAACUGGGAAAAAUAAUUUAGGAGGUGAUUAUUUCUAGUUCAUGUUCUGUUUAGCAUGUCCUUUAUGAAAGAUGAGGUAAUUAGUUUUCCUUAAUAUUUUGACAUUAAAUUUGCACAAGUGAGCUAGAUCUUAUCAUUGUAAAGAACAGGUUUAUGUUCUUCUAUGAUUAACGAGAAUGUCAUGUAGAAAUUGUGCAAGAACUUCUUGUUACAAAUGGCAUAGCCUUUUUUUUUCCAGAAGCCUUACUGUGAAAAGAACUGAAAACCAGUAUCAAGACUCCAACAGCGUCUACUUUGGUUUGAGAGUGACGUUUCCGGUGUAAUUGAUCUUGCAUCAAGUUCUAUAUUUAUAUUUAACGCUGAUUCCUUUCAAUAAAAUGUCACAGUUAGCUUUUGAAAAGAAGAAAUAGCAGAUUCUGUUCCAUAUAAUUGUACCUUUUGGUCUACUUUUUAUCUGACAAAUCUUUUCCCUGAAUCUGUUGUCUGGAGUUACUUAAGACCCAUAUGCAUUUGUUCCAAGUGCAUCACAUUUGUUUUCCACCACUGGAAUCAGACUAAAUUCAUUUUGACCUUACUGUUCAAGUUCGCAUGUUUUGCUAGUGUAACAAAAAAAAUUGCUGAGAUCAUUCUUUUUUCCAAAAAAAACGGGGUGUGAGUUGGCAGAGGGGAGGGGUGCAUCACAGGUUUUAAUCAACAGUAGGCAGAUAGUUUUUUGCCAACUCAGUGGGCAGUUUUAUGCUUGCCUCGACUGAUUCUUGACUUCUCGAUGGGAGCAGCAUUUUGGUCACUCUCCAUGGCCCUUGUGGAAAUGGGAAAUGAUUCUUUAGUUUGCCCUUUCAGCUCUAGAAAAUAGAUCCUAACUCAAUACAAUUCAACGCCAAAGGAAUUAAUAAGUUAUUUGAACUAUUUCAUUAGUACUGUAUUACAAUUUCUUAUCAUUUGUAGUACUACCUCCGUUUCAGGUUAUAAGACUUUCUACCAUUGUCCACAUUCAUAUAGAUGUUAAUGAAUCUAGUACACAUAUAUGUCUAGAUUCAUUAACGUAUAUAUGAAUGUGGGCAUUGCUAGUAAGUGUAAUAAUAUGAAACGGACGAAGUAAAUCUGAUUGUUUACAUGAUUUGAAAUCUUAUUUUUACAACAUAUGUUUCUGCAGGGUUGUUGCUCUCCUCCAAGUGGCAUCCAACGGAACAGUAAAUGAAAUUAGAGCUGAACAAGAUAUCUCUUGGGUGUAUUCUUAUUUAUCUGUUGGGAACUUCAACCAAAUAGGUUCUCAGAAUUGGCUUCAAAGUUCAAACCCAUGUGCUUUCUGCUCGUUUGACAUACCCACUAUAUACAUUUCACACCAUUCCACUCAUUUGCAAUGGGGCCUCACCCACCUAGUAGUUAUUCAGAUAAAAAAACUUGCCAAAAUGUCCCACCAGAAAAACCCAGCUCCACGAGUUUCUGCCAUCCACAAUUUCCGCAGCACUUACUUUCACAUCCAGCAUAUGCAAUGAAUUUCCCUUUCCCGCCGUUUCCUCACUAUCCUCCAUACUCGCAAAAUUUCCAAUAUGCUGUUCCACCACAAUAUGCUCCAUACUCAUUACCGCCACCUGAUGGAGCUAUGCCAUCACCAUAUGUACCAGCUACAGUUAUGCCAUCCAAGGCACCCUCUGAUCAAGGCACCCCACAUUCAGUAACUGGUCCAGGACAACAAGAUGAUGACGAUGCUGAACCUGAGAGGACUGCUAGGCGACUAGCAUGGACAGAAGAGGAAGACAUUAGAUUGAUAAGCACUUGGUUGAUUAACUACAAGACUGACAAGUACUGGGAUAAGGUUGCAGCAGAAUACAACAGUGCAACCCCCGGAGCUCGGAGAAGGGAAGUGAAGCAUUUGAAGAACCGCUGGCAGAGGAUGAUCAAUAAGGUGGCACAUUUCAAUGAUUGUUGGUGCCGGGUCAUGGCAAAAUAUCCUAGUGGCCAGUCAGAGGGCAUGCAACAGAUGGACAAAACUUGGCUGAUGUAUAAUAAGGAAGCACAUGUGAUGUAUCUCGAAGAAGCGAAGCAUAAGUUCACCUUUGGCCAUUGCUGGAACGCUGUUUGGGACCAACCCAAGUGGAAAGAAUACAUCUCUUCUUUCUCCGCAAAAAGAGUGAUGCGAUCUGAGUCCGGUGGUUACGUGUCAUCUUCGGAAGACUCUGAAGAUAUGCAAGAAGGAAAAUGCUUAGUGGAUCCUCUGGACAUGCUUCCCAAGAACCAUGAAGAUAUGACAGAAGUCCAGCCGUCUGUCUCAAAUCAAAAGAAGCAAUUAGAACUAUUGACAGCUGAUGCGUCGUGGCCUAUUGAAUUUCAGCUUGGGAGGCACCAAUUGAUGACUGGAACAUCAAAAUUGAACGAACAUCAGCAGGGGGUGGCAGUGAGGGAUGAAAUGCUUGAAAAAGAAUCGGGCCCACAAGAUUUUGAGGUGCUAGACAAUGAGAGAGUGGCAAGGGAAGAUGAACCUAAAAAAGAAACACAGCCUCAUCAAGGUUUCAAGGCGCGAAAGGUCAAUCGGAAACGUAAAGGCAAGGCAUCAUCUUCUUCAUGUGAGGUGCAGGAAGACAUCAAACAUGCAUUAUAUCUUCAGACCAUGCUUAACAAUGAUCGUGAGAAAAUGUCAGAGGUACAGCUCCGCCUCUCGAAAGAGCAGCUUGAAUUGGCCAGAAUAAAGCAGGAUGAAGCGAAUGUAAAGAAAGAAACAGCACUUUACAUGAAAUACACAGAGCUGUUGCUGGCAGACACUUCAAGGUUUGAUGAGUUUCAGAAGGCAGAGUAUGAGAAAGCAUUGAAGCAUAUAGGAGGGAUACUAUUUAGCAAGGAUGUCAAUUAGUGCCCUCGCAACAAUUUAUCUUAAGCAUGCAUUUCUGUGCAAAUAUCAUCCCAACAACUAGUAAUAGAUCGUUUUGUUCUACUUAACUGAAGGAUUGCCUCCACUAACACCUGUGUCUGUGUUAGGUUUAAUCAUCUCUAGCAAGAUUUAACAGAGAUUAGUACUGAUUGAAUCGUGGAAGUGAUGGAUCAAUAUGUAUUUAGCUAUUAGUGGCUUAUCUAAUUUGCAACUGACCUGUGCAAAGAAUGAACUAGUGGCUUGUCUUGGAGUGAUGGUUGAAGGCAAAUUGCAAAUACUUGAAAGUUAACCCAAGCAGGUCUUACAUUGUUCUCUGCCACCGAAAACUCGCACGCCCUACAUUGCUGUGUUGGAGUUAUCACUUGCUAGAACAUAUUGGGAUGCAAUCACCCGUCAAUUGUUCAGUCAUCGCCUCAAAUGGAUGCUUCUCUACACUCUAUCACACAGUUUUUCCCGUUGCAUCUCAUGCCAACAGCAGAAAAAAAUUGCUUCUCGACUGCACAAAAGCAAUAGGUCUGACAGCUUUUAUCUUAUUUCAGAUAAUGUUUUAUGGUGGCUUGAUUAAUUCUGUGGUUCUACACCUAUGUGACUAUUGUGCUAUUUAUUUUAGGGUAUGCAUAUGAAAUAUAUGUAGGUGUCACAUCGUUAGAAGGAUUGGAUUCUGUGGUUCUACAACUGUGACUAUUGUGCUAUUUAUUUUAGGGUAUGUAUAUGAAAUAUAUGUAGGUCAGUAGGUGUCACUUCGUUUUUUUUUUUUUUUUUUUAGAAAAUGGUGUCACUUCGUUAGAAGGAUUGGUUUGAAUGAAUACAAAGUAGCUAGGUGGUUUAAUGUGUUAAUUUUGACGAACAUUUACACCCAUCCAGUGCCAUCAGUAGCAUCUGAAGUCCAGUAGAUGAGCUCUGCCUGAAGCCCCUAAAAAGAGUCAUUUUGAAGUUUUGAAGGGAGGUUUUUCCUAUACACUAUCCAACCCACAAAGAGCAAAACACAUUUUCCUUCGAGUACAUAAUGAAUUAAGCGAACCAAAUUUCCUACGAGAAUACCGCUUCACAACUUGUUCAAGCAGAUAAAUCUCUGAAUGCUGAAAUCCAUUAUGCAUUGUUCAGCCGGAAAAAGAACAAUAAUGAGAUUACUCCUGUACAGUCUCUUGCAUAUAAACCUCUAUUAUUUUAAUACACUGUAGUAGGAGCCUCUUCUGCUGUUUCUCGUAAAAAAAUAAUCAGAUGUACUGCUCAAUAACAAGAGAAAUUGCCUUCUUACAGUUUUUUGGCCCUAAUGAUGGAGUCAUGAAGUCGUCAACUUCUGGUGCAUAGAGGACCAUUCAUACAUAGCCUCAUUUGAUUGUCUAGCAUCCUUUGGAACACAGGAUUUUUUUUUUUAAUUUUCAAACAAGGAAUAGAAAAAUGCAGGAUUGAGGUGCCAUGACUUGUUGAAUGCCAUACGAAUUGUACAGAAUGCUGUUUGUAUGCCUCACGGAAAAAAAAUACAGGAAAUUUAAUAAGAUUUAUAUGUUGAUUUAUUAGAGAGAGAAGGGAGUAAGAUAGAGAAGAAGUGCAUUGGAGUUCUCGAGGGGAUUUGUAAGGCAAGACCAUAUGUUAGAAUUCCUCCAAACUGUGGAGGAAUUUUUACUAUCCUUAAAAAUUAUUUUGAACCAAUUUCACAAUAUUUAUUGAUCUCUCCUAGGAAUUUCUCGUUUGGAUCGAAUUCCUCUAGUUUUCCAAUGGAGUCCCUUCAAUCCAAAGUAGCCCUUAGCCAUUCUUGUAUAAACUGUGAUCUCCUGAUGUCUCCCAAGUCGAAAACAACAACUACAUGUAUAUAAGUAUUGCAGAGCUGUAAUUCUUGAGAUAAAUCUUUUGGAUUCACAUCGUUUUAAGCUGAAAGAGUGGGAAAAUAACACUCCAACUUGAUUUUAGAGAGAGCACAAGAUGCCAAAAUGGCAGAUUGGGGAUGCAAAUAGUGUAAAUAAUAGAGAAUGAUGGAAUUCGUUGAACUGAUAUAUUGAGUGUCUCAAGAUAGGUAUAUAUAGAGGGUAAUUUUACCAUCCUUAAGAAGGUACCAUGAGGUUCUGUAAAAUUUAGUACCGCGAGAUACAAAAAUUUAGUGUAAAAUUUAACUAACUCCCGCCAGCCGCUCUCCUUUCCCCCGCCGGGAUUCUCAAUGAGUUCCCCACCGGCUACCUGUCAUUGUUGUGCGUGUUGUCACCGACCCAUCUGAUUUGGAUUCGGAGUCAUCACCAACUCUCCAUUUGGUUAAGGUAAUGUGGCAGAUGGUUAGGGUAAACUUUAGGAAGGCUAGCAAGAUUAUUUAUUUCCCUAAUCGAUUAAUUACCGUCCUAGCUUAAGGUUUUAAGGAUGUGCUAUAGCUAGCUGCCAUAGAAUAGAGAAAGACAUGUCUGAAGUUUAUGUUAUUUGCUAUCGAUUAGAGAAACACAUGAUUGUUUGAAUGGUAUUUGAUCUUUGCUAUCGACUACAACAAUAAAGUUUGCUAUCGAAGACAUAAAAACAAUAAUCAGCUUUCUUGAGUAUAACCUGGAGUUUUGGCAACUAUUAAUCAGCUACUAAUGGCAUGAGCACACUGUCUCCAAAUUUAGUCUCUUUAGAUUGUUCAGACUAACAAGUGAACAUAAUGACAAUAUGUUCUGAUUUUGAUUUGUCGCUACCUUAUGGUGUGAGCAGUUAGAAGCAAAAUAAUUGGUUUUGUCAUAUAGUUAAGCUUCAAAUUGUGCAUAUAAGAAUAAUUAGAUCUGAUUACUCGUAGCAAUAUAUGAAGCAUGGCGUGAUGGGCUGGAUUGGUGUGCAAAUGGAGAUUCUGUAAUUCAGGCUAUUGAUGAAUUGAAUAGGCAAAGGAAAAGAAUAUCAGUUCGAGUACUAUAAUGUAUUCAUAUGUGGAGUGUCUAAAUGCAAUACUGUAACUGAAACCUGUUGUCAUGUCAGUUUUGGGCUCUCCAUCUUGAUCCAAUAUGCACAAUAGUGUCCAGAUACUGUGUACCCAUCUGUGCAAGGAAAACGUUAGGGAGUCUUCUUCUUUAGCUAGAUUUUCUAUUUUCCCUAAUAGAUUAUGUACCUAGUUUAAGGAUUUGCUAAUUUCUAUCAAUUAGAGAAAGAAAGGAUGUCUCGUGGAGAGAAUGCGUGCAGGUGAUCUAACUCCUAUAUAAUUGUUGUAUUUAGCACCAUUAUAUAUCUUGAAUGUAUUAUGAAGAGAUGAGUUUGUCUACCUUAAGAAAGUUUUGUUUUUACCUUGUUCUUUCAAAUAUUCAGUUAGGAGUGCAUCCUGAUGUAAUUCAUUUUUAAUCACAUUUUCUCAACCUGCAGAAUCUGAAGAUUAGAACCUCAUCACCAUUUGCCAUAAUCCAUUCAAGCAGAGCAGUUGCUAUGAAGUCGAUACUUGGACAUGCUGUCCUGAAUUUUGUUGUUCUAUGAUGGCUUCCAGAAAUUGCAAGAGCACAUUAUUGA
This is a messenger RNA of Oryza sativa Japonica Group (Japanese rice), 7057 nucleotides long. The record is from RefSeq and is a predicted model, not a curated record. Lineage: Eukaryota; Viridiplantae; Streptophyta; Magnoliopsida; Poales; Poaceae.